This is a messenger RNA of Daphnia pulicaria, 909 nucleotides long. Its product is annotated as cytochrome c oxidase assembly factor 7 homolog. Gene Ontology annotation, cellular component: mitochondrial intermembrane space. Gene Ontology annotation, molecular function: protein binding. The coding region runs from base 102 to 785 and encodes 227 amino acids. Lineage: Eukaryota; Metazoa; Arthropoda; Branchiopoda; Diplostraca; Daphniidae. The record is from RefSeq and is a predicted model, not a curated record. The transcript is spliced from 3 exons.
CUGGCUGGUGUUUACGUCGCCGGAAUUCCGGGAAUCGUCGAAAGAGAUUUAUCGGCGGCUUUCAGGCACGAUUUCGAAGCGUUCGAAUUUCAGAGUUUGGCAUGGCGUGGAUUCCAAGCGAGAAGGAGGAAAAGAAAAAGUUGCUGGUGCAAUUAGGAAAGGAAUACCGGGAUAAAUGCUACCGUGACAACAGUCCCAGAGACUGCCAUUAUCUGGCCCACUUUAUGGUCACCUUGCAGGAAGCGGCCAAAGCAGCCACCAUAUUCCGGAAGACGUGUGACGAGUAUCAAUACGGUGAAAGCUGCCAAUUAUACGCCGGACUUUUACGAGCAUUCAAAUUCGCUGGCGUCGAUCCAAUCGAGAGCUUUCGCUACGAUCGCAAGGGAUGCCAGUUGGGUCGAGCCAAGUCCUGUUUGAACACCGCCCUGGAUAUUGUUUCGGAUGGCAACGUCAGACAAGUUGUUGAUGAAGACAAGCCGGACUUGCUGGUCGUCGAAAUGCUCGAUCGAGGCUGCAAUUUGGGCUGUGACGACAGCUGUUAUCUGGCUGGAGGUGCUUAUUUGGUUGGCGUGCCGGGAUUGCUGGAGAAGAAUGUUUCCACCGCCUACAAGUACGACGUCAAGGCGUGCCAACUGGGCAAUAAACUCGCCUGCGCUAAUCUCAGCGGCGCAUUGCCAAUGAAAACCAACGGUGCAAUGUCCAACGCCUUUCAAGUCCGCCGGUUGCAGUUGAAAAUCAACAAGGAGCUAUCGGAAAAAUCCCCCAAAUUACCCGGCACCACCUGAAUUUCAAGUUUGUAGCGCGUGCCAAAAAAAUAAAAAUAAUUCGCAAAAUUGUAUUAUUACAGGCCUGGCCAAUUAUUUGUAUAUUUCAGACAUGUCUCGGCUGGGAUUAAACGGGUUUAUCAGA